UCGAUAGAAACCCUACGAAUAUUUUUGAUUAAGGAGACAAAAUGGCGAAGUCGAUGAGAUCGAAGCGGGAGAAGAGGCUGAGAGCCAUAAGGAGGGAAAUUGUGGAACCCUUCUACCAGAAGAAAGAUGAUGCCAAGAUGGCCGCCAUUGAAGCUGCCCUCAAUGCCCCUAAGCUUCCCGUCUCUGCUUCUAUGGAACUGGAAGAACAAGUUCCCGCCUCCACAACAACAACAACAACAAUCGAUCUCAACGCCAUGGCAGUUGAGAUUGAUGACAGUGACGAAUGCAAGACCAAGGCCUCCUUGAGAGCUGCAGGUGGAAUAGGAAAGAAGUCCAAAAGGAAAUUGAAAUUGGCCAAAAAGAAGCGCCGUUCCGGUGGUAAGGGAAAGAUUAGGGGGAAGCGUAAUCUUUGAUUAUAUAUGACCCUCUACAGCCUAAAUCUUUGUUGUUGUUUUUCCCCUUCUCUAUGUCGUAAUACUAUCGACUUUCCUUAUGCUUUUUUUU
Messenger RNA from Hibiscus syriacus, 504 nucleotides. RefSeq lists its product as uncharacterized. The record is from RefSeq and is a predicted model, not a curated record. NCBI's taxonomy places the organism in Eukaryota, Viridiplantae, Streptophyta, Magnoliopsida, Malvales, Malvaceae. Bases 42 to 413 code for a protein of 123 amino acids. The transcript has a single exon.